CAUUUUGUCCUAUAGAUUCCAGCAUAGCAGAAGAAGGAAACAGCAAAUUUCCAUGCUUUUCUGGCCAUAAACACCCCAUCUUCCUGCAAAGUCCCAUCUCCUUCCAGGGAACCAUGAAGUGCUUUACUAGAAGUAACUCUUACGCAUUUUAGCAUUAAAUUCCUGUUUGUUCCAUUCUUGUGAGGCUGGGGGAAAGAAAAACGUGGAGUUUUUAAGGGCACUUGGUUCCUUUACCUCAGGCUGUGUAGCAACAGGGAUAUUCCCUUAUUGAAGCAAUUGCUCUGAGCAGCAUUGAAAGGCACAUGAUGACACAAACGCAUCCUCAAUGACUGCAGCUUUGGCACAGGGGAAGCUCCAGCCAAGUUCAGUUCACACUUUUCUAGCAUCCUGACCACACUUCUGUGUGAGGGAUUUCCUAACAACACAACCUGAAGGGCUUGGUGGAGGCACCAGCACCUUGAGCUGUUUCAUACUGUCUUGUGUUGUGUCCUUGGGAGUAACAGCCACUUGGUUCCCACCCUGUCCCACAGCAGGGCUGGAGCCACCCGUGCCCCUGGUGCAGAAGGAAGGCAGGCUCACGAAACCAACUUUGUUUCUCCUAGCUUCCAGCCAAGCAUUUCUGACAACCACAGCUUGGCAAGGGCUGUAAUUUCUCUGAUUUAUAUAUAGAGGAGCUAAGGCUGGGCUGGAGACAAGGACGAUAUAAAAGGGUCUGCUCAGCCCCACUCCUGCAGCCAGGCUGGUGGAGCCGGAGAGCUGCGGGGUGCCCCUCUCUGUGGCCAUGGACACAUCCUACCCACGGGAGGACUACCUGCCCGUGACAUCCCACAAGCGGGACUCAUCUCCCACCACUGUCACCUCUGCACCACCCCGUGACCACCUCAUCUGGUCCAUCUUCAACACCAUCUACAUGAACUUCUGCUGCCUCGGCUUCGUGGCUCUUGCCUUCUCUGUCAAGGCACGGGACCGGAAGGUGGCAGGAGAUGUGGAAGCUGCUCGGCGCUUCAGCUCCAAAGCCCGCUGCUACAACGUGCUGGCCACAGCUGGCAGCGUGCUGCUGCCGAUCCUGCUCACUGCUCUGGUGGUCACCGGUGUCCUCCACCUCUCCAAGCUCGCCCAGGACUCCGUGGGCUUCUUCAGCAACCAGUUCAGCACCAGCGAUGAUGAGGAUAAGUGAGCGGUGGGCAAGAGGAUGGCAAAAGCCUCUCUGCAGCGCUGCUGAUCCAGCCCUGCCGUGCACAACCCCAUGCUUCUUGGGGCAGCUAUGUUAUUUGGUGUGGUUAUUUGGUGUUGGUGGUAGUGUUGUUUUUUUUUUUAAUCUCUCCCUUGGUGCUUAAUAUUUAAAUCAUUAAAUCAUUUCACCCAUCUCAAA
Messenger RNA from Tympanuchus pallidicinctus (lesser prairie-chicken), 1372 nucleotides. RefSeq names its product interferon-induced transmembrane protein 5-like. Gene Ontology annotation, cellular component: plasma membrane. The transcript is spliced from 2 exons. The record is from RefSeq and is a predicted model, not a curated record. Gene Ontology annotation, biological process: bone mineralization; bone morphogenesis. The coding region runs from base 782 to 1177 and encodes 131 amino acids. Lineage: Eukaryota; Metazoa; Chordata; Aves; Galliformes; Phasianidae.